AUGUCUACCCCUCAAUUCUGGUCGACCCCCCUCCGCUACUUGCGCUGGGCCUCGCACGAGAAGCCGGCCAUCUUCUACUCCCUCAUCAUCGGCUCCAUGGGCCCCGUGGCGCUGGUCACUCUGCCCCCGCUUCGCCGCGCGCUCUCGGCGACGUUGACCCGGAGCCUAUCCCAAUGA
Penicillium macrosclerotiorum is the source of this 177-nucleotide messenger RNA. Its product is annotated as NADH:ubiquinone oxidoreductase subunit NDUFA3. The transcript has a single exon. The record is from RefSeq and is a predicted model, not a curated record. The coding region runs from base 1 to 177 and encodes 58 amino acids. NCBI's taxonomy places the organism in Eukaryota, Fungi, Ascomycota, Eurotiomycetes, Eurotiales, Aspergillaceae.